Molecule: messenger RNA, 1069 nt
Organism: Coregonus clupeaformis (lake whitefish)
Lineage: Eukaryota; Metazoa; Chordata; Actinopteri; Salmoniformes; Salmonidae
Product: zinc finger CCHC domain-containing protein 24
Exons: 3
Coding region: 353-1069 (238 amino acids)
Molecular function (GO): zinc ion binding; nucleic acid binding
Source: RefSeq, a predicted model, not a curated record
GCGUCAUGACGCACCCCAGUGUGCGUUGCAUAUCCAAUGAGACUACGGGUGGCUGCCCCACUGCAAAUAAAGGGAGAUAACGGGCUGCGAGUAGUGGCUGAAAACUUUUCAUACUGAGAUGUUAGAGCAAUGACUUUUGCGUAACCUUAAAAACUGGGACUAGGCUCCCAGCAUGAUAUAGGGUCCUUACGGGAAGAGGAAUAAGGAAAGAUUGCCACGGCUGGGUAGGGAAAAGAAAGCGGCGAAUCCGUUGAAGUUUAGAAAGAGAGAAAGAGCGAGAGUGAGCAAGAUUCCCGAAAGUUGAGAGCAAUCCAGAAAUACAGCGGCGGUGGCUAGUGUACCCAUUUGAAAGAUGAGCUUGAUGUCUGCCAUAGACACCAGUGCCUCCGUGUACCAGCCUGCGCAGCUACUGAAUUGGGUCUAUCUCUCUUUGCAAGACACCCACCAAACCAGCGCCUUUGACGCCUUUAGACCCGAACCCAACUCGUCCCACCCGGAGUUGAACUACUGCAAGACUCCCGCAGCGGACUUGAGCUCGUCUCUCAACUCCAACUAUCUCAACAACUUUUUUCAGCUCCAGCGGAAUGAGGCAUUGAAUAACAGGGUAUAUAAGAAUGUCUCGCCAUAUGACUCGCUCAACAACAUCGUUGAUGGACUCAAUUCCUUGACGGACCACUUCUCCGACCUCUCCCUCUCCUCAGAGCCCCGCAAGCCCAGCAAAAGACCCCCGCCCAACUACCUGUGCCACCUCUGCUUCAACAAGGGCCACUACAUCAAAGACUGCCCCCAGGCUCCUACGCCAAGCCGCAUGUGGCAGGGGCUACAGUCCAUUCCAGAUUACAAAGAAAGACCCAGCCGUGAUCUGCCCAAUGAUGUCUCUCUACCAAACGAACUCAAUGCAUUUUAUACAUGCUUCGACAAUAACAACAUCGUGCCGGGUGUGAGAGCCGCCACCGACCCAGAGGACUGGGUGAUCUCGCUCUCCGAGGCCGACAUGACAAAAGUCUUUAAUCAGGUCAAUACCCACAAGGCCACGGGGCCCAACGAUACUCCAGGGCACGUUCUCUGA